Molecule: messenger RNA, 2939 nt
Organism: Drosophila innubila
Lineage: Eukaryota; Metazoa; Arthropoda; Insecta; Diptera; Drosophilidae
Gene: fax
Product: failed axon connections
Exons: 5
Coding region: 299-1591 (430 amino acids)
Cellular component (GO): cytoplasm
Source: RefSeq, a predicted model, not a curated record
AUAUUGAAAUGGAAAUGUACCGUUCAGUUUUGUUUUGUGAGCGGUUGCGUCUGGUUGUUGCGGUACCAUUCCAUUUCCACUUUGCGCAAAUUGUGUGGUGCAUUUUUUGAAAACUGUAGUGGUGGUGACUCUGCGACUGCGACUGUGACUUCGUCUCUCUCUCUCUGUCAGUGUGUGUGCUCCGUAUCCGUAUUCGUGUAUGUGUAUGUGUGUGCGUGCAUUUGAACAAGGAAAAGUGUGAAGAAUCUGAAAGAAAGCGCAACUUCAAAAAUAAAAAAAAAGAAAGAAAAUUAAUAAAAUGGCAACCGAAGUAGCUCAAAUACCCGCUGAGGAAACGCCAGCCGUUGCAGCAGCCGCAGCGACCACAGAAAACGCUGCUGCCGAGCAGGCGGAAAAACCUGCUGCUGCUGCUGCCGAGCCUGUCGCCGCUGCCGCCGUAGCUGAGAACGCUGCUGCCGCUAACGCCCAAGACAACAACAAAGAGGAUGCGAAGGCGUCGCCUGCUGCCGCUGCUGCUGCCGACGGAGCAGCCGAUGCUAAGAAAGAUGGAGGAGAAGCCGCUGCCGCCGUCGCUGCUGCUGCGCCUGGAAAAUCAGAAGCGCCCGCACAAAAGUUCAAUGUGCACAAGACCAAUUUUGAGAAGGACAUUAUUUAUCUGUAUCAGUUUUCGCGCACCCCUCUGCUGCCCUCCCUCUCCCCCUACUGCCUCAAAGUGGAGACUUGGCUGCGUUUGGUGGGACUCAAGUAUGAGAAUGUCGAUCAUAAGAUGCGCUUCCGUUCCAAGAAGGGUCAAUUGCCUUUCAUUGAGUUAAAUGGCGAGGAGAUUGCCGAUUCGGCCAUCAUCAUUAAGGAGCUGUCGGCCAAGUACGAGAAGAAUCUGGAUGCGGCUUUAACUGCUGAACAGCGCAAUGUGUCGUAUGCCACAAUUGCCAUGUUGGAGAAUCACUUGAUUUGGAUCAUCUUCUAUUGGCGCGCCAAGUAUCCCGAUAAUGUACUCAAGGGAUACAAAGUGAAUUUGCAGCAUGCGUUGGGAUUGCGUUUGCCCAACUCCAUUUUGAAUUUCUUCUUUAAGAUAACAUUCGGUCGCAAGUGGUUCCAGGGUACGAAAAAGCUCAAGGCGCAUGGCAUCGGUGUGCAUAGCGCCGAGGAGAUUGAGGAGUUUGGCAAGAAUGAUCUGAAGGUGCUCAGCGAGAUGUUGGACUGCAAGCCGUUCUUCUUUGGGGAUGAGCCGACCACUUUGGAUGUGGUCGCCUUUGCGGUGCUAUCGCAACUGCAUUAUCUGUCCAAGGAUAUUGCGUAUCCAUUGCGCGAUUAUAUGACCGAGAAGUGCCCCAAUUUGAUUGGACACGUCUCUCGCAUGAAGGACAAGUGCUUCCCCGACUGGGAUGAGAUCUGCACAAAGCUGGAUCUGAAUGCGCACAUUCCCAAGCCAGAACCUGAGACCAAGGAGGGCAAAGAGGGCGGCGAGCAGGAGAAAUCAAAUGAGCAGGAGGGCACUGAGGGUGACAAAAUUGAGAAGGAGUUGGAGAAGGACAAGUCGAACGAGAAGGAAUCGACCGAGGAGAACAAGGAGAAGGAGGAAACUAAGUAAAGCGCCGUUAGUUAUAUAUGAAUAUCUAUCUAUAUAUAUAUAUGAAAAGGAGACGGAAGAAUGAAUGGAAUGCGAACAACAACAACACCCCACAUAUAUACAUAGUACUAUACUAAUACUAUAUCUAUAGUAUAUAUAUACAUACUUAUAUAUAUAUACACAUAUAUAUAUAUAGUAUAUAGCGCUCAUAUAUAUUAACAAUUCGAAAGGCAGAAGAAUCAUUUAAAACAUAGGACAACUGUAAAGCAAACAGGCAGAUCAAGAUAAAAAGAAACAAAACAAAAACGUAAAAGAUAAACAAAAAAAAAAGAAGAAAAAGAACGAUCCACUCAAAAAGAAAACAAAAAAAAACAAAAACGUAUAUACAAUAACGUAACGUAAAAACUUUGGACAUCUUUUUUUAUAUAUAUACAAAGUAAAAAACCAAGACGAAGAGAAGAAGAAAAAAUUGAUAAGAAAAUCCAAAAAAAAAAAAAGGAAACCGUAAAAACAUUUAGUAUAAAAUUAUAAAAGUUUAUACGUAUAAGAGAAAAGGAUGAUGACGACGAAGGAGAAACAAAAACAAAAGAAUUAUAAAAAUUAGUUAAAGAACUCGAAUGAAAAGUAAAUCAAAGUGAGAAUGAAAGAUAGUAAGAAAGAUGAGUUAAAAGGGUGAGAAAAACGGUGUAGAACAGCAUACAAUACGCAUUAACCAUUAGUUUUUCAUUAAAGCGAUCUAUAUAAUACACUCAUACACUCACUCGACACUCACACAGCCAUGUAUACACAAAUACACACACAUUCACUGUCACUCACACAUACACAUAUACAGACAUAUUGCAUUAUGCAGCAACAAUUGCAACUCGAUGGUAUUGUUUACUCUUCCAAAAUUUAUUAAGCUUAAAGUAUAAAACAAAAAGAAGAAAGUGCGGCGAAAAAGUAUAUAUACAUAUAUAUAUAUGAUAUGAUUAUGAUAUAUAAUAUAUAUGAUAUGUAGGUGAUGCUUAGGAUGAUGAGAAAAGUUGAUAGAAAUGAGAAGAAAGAAGACGGAUAAGAAGAAGAAAGUUGACAAGGGGCCGCUGCUGAUAAUUAAGUUUAUUUUUUAUAUAUAUAUGAUUGCAAAUAGUAAUUUUUUAUUCAUGUGUGCAAAUAAUUAAAUAAAAAUAUUGAAAAUUUAUUACUUAUAAUUAUAUAUACAUUAUAUACGCCCCUAUCAUAAAGAUGUGUAUAAAAAAAAAACAAACAAAACAAACAUGUAAAAUUGUUUAUUAUUGUUUUUGUUUCUCAUGAUUUCCAUUUUGGGCAUCGGCUUCUUUUGCCCAGCGUGUUGCUUUAUAUGUUUUUUCAAAAACAAAUUCGAACCAAAAAA